AGAAGCGGAUACGGGCGUCGGGCGCCCGAAGUCACCGACGACGUUUCUCUCCUCCAACAUGACCCGUAUGAGGAAGUGCGCCUUGGUUGCCCUCCUCCUCUCUUUUCCUCUGGACGCUAUCUCUUAUCAUCCCUCACCUCCCGAUCCUUCCCUCCUUCGUUCAGUUCGCUCUCGUUCCAGGAUUAUCAAUCCGAUCACUCUUAACAUUCGAGCGGCAGUUUUGCGAAGUCGUAGCGAAUUUCGCAUCCGGCGAGAGAACUGCAACGACAAUGAAGAGAGACUUGGCAAUGAAAGAAACCUCCCUAAGGUGUGCGGAAGACGGGCGAAAUCUGUCAGGUGGAAAGUAGGAGAAUGGGGAGAGUGUCUCGUUUCCGACAAUUCGACCGGAUGCCGGGAAAAUUGGGGUAAGACGAGUCGAGAAGUGAUUUGCGUCUACGACGAGGGACGGAGUCGGAGGCGUAACGAGACUCUGCCCGAUCGGGUCUGCUCGGCUCUCCUCCCCAAACCGGCCGAAGAGAGAAAGUGCCGAAGAGAAUGUCCCAGGGGCUGCGUGGUGUCGGACUACGGAGAAUGGACGGGAUGCGGAGAUUGCGUCUCGAAUCGCCGGACUAGGAUCAGGAGAGUUUUGGUAGCUCCCGAGAAGGGAGGCAGACUCUGUCCCUCUCUGGCCCAGUCGGAGGAAUGUCCUCCGGGCAGAAGCUGUCCUCAGAAAAUCCUACGAUUUCUUGCCGUCUUGGGCGGUUGGAGCUCCUGUCAAAGCGAAGCCGUAUCCGGAUGGCCCCGGGUGGGUCGAAGGACUAGAAACGUCUCCUGUAUUGACGCCCGAGGACGAGUCGUUCCAUCCAAUUGGUGUAAAAACCACCUAUUGCGGGUACCGCUGAUCGAAAGUUGUAUAGUUCCUCGGGACUGUCGGGUGUCCGAAUGGAGUCAAUGGACCACCGUCGGAGAAGGUUGCAUCACUUCCGAUGGACACGUGUAUCCGGAAUACAGACGCAGACGUAGAAAGAUAGAAAAACUUCCAGAAGGAGAGGGAGCGCCGUGUCCUCCCCUGGUGGAGAGAAAGUCCGUCCGAGACGGAUUGGCAUCGUGCGAUAGCGAAUUUAAAUGGGUUCGUUCCGCCUGGAGCCGUUGCGCCCCUGUAGAUAAAACGUGUGGAGGAGGACUCCAGACAAGGAUAGUUCUUUGUAUGAGAAACAAAGGUAAUGCUUUGAAACUUAUANGCAAUUGUAAAGAAAUCAGACCACCAUCCAUGCAACAAUGCAACGUGGAAUGCGCCAAGAAAUGCACGGUCUCCGAAUGGUCCCUUUGGAGUACCUGUCUACCUGUAAAUGUUCGGGAACCGUUAAAAUCAACUACAGGUUAUCGGAAAAGGAACAGAGAAAUCCUACAAAAGCCCAGCGGCAUUCACGAGUGUCCUUGGUUAGUGGAAGUGAAGUCAUGUCGGGAACCGGAAGUGGUCAGAUGGGUGACGGGAAAUUGGAGUUCGUGUCGCUUGCACGACGUCACACAACCCUGUGGCCAAGGAAUGAUGAAAAGGGAAGCGAUUUGCAUCAAUCCCAAAGGGAAGCACGUGUCUUCGUCUCUGUGUCAGAUACACGUGUUACCUCCAAAACUGUUGGCACCAUGUUACGUUCCUUGUCCUAGAGAUUGUGUUUUAGCGGAAUGGACGGAAUGGUCGUCCUGCGAGGCCGAAUGCAAUUCGGAAGAAAAGGAAGAAGUCAGGACGAGACGAAGAAGGGUCAUCGCGGAACACGGAUCAGAUGGAAAACCUUGUCCAGCCAAGGAUACAUUAACAGAGUCAGAACCGUGCGAUUACGAAAUCUGCUCUGGUUAUCAUUGGAUUAAAUCGAAUUGGUCGUCGUGUCAAAAACCCAAGAACGGAACUUGUGGUAAAUCCGUACAAGUUAGAAGCGUGCAAUGCGUCACUGCUUUGCAUCAGACUGUUCCCGAUGACAGAUGUUCUCCCGAACCCAAACCGAUGAUUUUUCGAUCCUGCGACUAUCCUUGUCCUGUGGACUGCGCAGUUACUAACUUCACCGAGUGGACUGCUUGUUCAGACGACUGUCUUUCAGUGCAGCGUCGAGAGAGAUUCGUAUUGCAAUCUUCUGCGCACGGAGGACGUCCCUGUCCUUCAACGUUGGAGGAAACGAGAAAAUGCAACGUGGGUAAAGAAUGUUUGCCGAAUUUAAACAGUUAUUCGUCCUCUUCUUUCUUCUGGAACGUGUCGACUUGGAGCAAUUGUAUCUUAGCCGAAAAUCUUCAUUGCGGAAAAGGCUUUCGUGUGAGAAAAAUUUCGUGUGUAAAGGAAAACGGAAUAGAAGUCCCGAUUCGGAACUGUGUUGCGUUAGAUGAAGAAUCUGUUCCGAAGUCGAGUGAUCCUUGUUUUAUAUUUUGCAACUCUUCUUGCAUCGCGACAGAAUGGACUUCCUGGUCUGCCGAAGACGUCAAAGGUUGUCCUUCAGUUCUGAAGAGGACUAGGGAAAGAUUGGGAAAGUCGUGUGAUUGGAUACGUUUAGAAGAAACAAAACCGUUUCCUUUGGCAGAGGUCUUGGCAACUCCCGAGGGUCAUUGGUCGAAUUGUAUUGUAGAUGAAGACAGCUUGUCAUUUAAAAGAAAGGAAAACGUGAGUGUCGGAGAAUGUGGAGUGGGAAAACGAUACAUCAGAGGGAAUAAGAUCGAAUCUUGCGAACAGAAGGGUCAGCAACAGUUUAGUGUCCGACGUUUGUUUGGUCGAAUGUCCAGAAACGUGUCAAUUGUCCAAAUGGUCCGAAUGGAGUGCUUGCAACAUUACGUGUGGUCAAGGAUAUCGAAGGAGAGAAAGAUACGUUACCAGAUAUGGAAAGAAAUCCAAGAAGACGUAUGCGAGAUGUUUUGCAAUCAUUAUCAAUGGAAAGCAGAGGAAUGGAGUGAGUGUCGUGUUUUGUAUUCCGACAGAAAAUGUGGUUCCGGAUCUAAAAAUAGAUCAGUUAGUUGUAGGAAGAACAAAGGUGCUGAAGUAUCCAUUAAAGUAGAUGAUAUAUUUUGUCAUACUUCCACUCGUCCUCUGGAGACGGUUAAAUGUUAUCUUCCCUGUCCCGACGAUUGCAUCGUUUCUGCUUGGUCUCCAUGGUCCGAGUGCAGACAGCCAUGUAACAACAAUUACUCCAGAUAUAGAAACAGAACAGUGCUGAGAAUUGCUCUUCCUUCUUCCGGUAGAAAAUGUCCGUCUUUGGUACAGGAAGAACCUUGUAACAUAGGAUACAAUUGUUUCCAUUAUAAAUGGUUUAUCGGGGGUUGGGGCUCGUGUAUACUUCCCGAAGGAACCAUAUGUGGUAAAGGAGUCAGUUCCAGAACAGCAACGUGCAUCAAGAGUAAAGGAGAAUCAGUUUCUUCCGACUAUUGUCAAAAGGUGCCCUUACCACCUCUAAGUGAGUCGUGUAACCUGGAAUGUCCCAUCGAUUGUCAGCUGUCCGAGUGGUCAGAAUGGAAUUACGAGCAAUGCAAACCAUGCAACCAUAAAGGAGAGAAGUGGAGAAUUCGUAGGAUUAUUCAAGAAGCUAGCGAAACGGGUCGACCUUGCGCCUACGAUUUGAUUCAGAAAAUACCCUGUUCUUACAUUCCCUGUUAUCAUUGGUUGAUAGGAGAAUGGUCCGACUGUUUUCUCCAGGGAGCAGAAUGUGGUCAAGGUUAUAGGAAAAGACAAGUGGAGUGUCUUAGAACGGACGGUGUUAGAGUCGAUAAGAAGAGCUGCCUGAGGAUCAACGUAACGGCAGAAGUAGAAGGAUGGCUCGAUCCUAGAUGGUUGGAAAUUGUUAAAGAUGUCGAAGAAGUACAAAUUUGUGAAAAAUCUUGUCCAGGUGAUUGUUCUCUCACAUCUUGGUCUUCUUGGAGCGAUUGUCAAAGGAAUUGCAUAGAAAAUGAAGUCGUCGGAUAUCAAACAAGAUCUAGAGCAGUAAUCGAAGGAAAGAAAUGUAAUGUUACACUAUGGGAAACGAGACCGUGUUUCACUGAUAUCUGCCUAAUUUAUAAAUGGAAAGUAACGGGUGAUGCGGUGGAGUGUGUAAGAUCGGAUGGUAAAAUCGUUUACGGUGGCUGCGAGAACCAGCAACGUCCUUGCUACCCAGAAUGCAUCGCUCAGCAUGCUCACUGCGAUCAUGUGCUUGGCCAAUGUGUGUGUGAUGCAGGCACUUUGCCAGUUCAUCGUACGUCGACUGUGGCCAGAAAUGACUUACUUUCACUCGUUAAAUGCGUCAACGUGAGCAUUAUGGACGUCGAUUACCUCACUAAUCACACUACUAAAGAAGAAAUUAUCCUCCGCUACUCCCCAAAUGAUAACGAAGUGAGUUUUUGGAUGUACGCCAUGAUUUGCGUGGGAUGUGCUUUUGUAAUAUUCGUGGCGGUAACUGUCUAUCUUAUGUGUACCCAAAAGUCUUCGGCUAGAAACCAGCAAGAAGUGCGCGGCCUUCGGAUGAAAGCCUACCCUCCGUGAACGGUGCCAUCUUACCUGGCGCCUCCGCUUUCGUUCCACACCUUUCUUUGUUAAGUCCCGUCUCAGUUGGUGUUUCACGUGCCUUUUUUCGACCCACCGAAAAACGUCGUUGGCCAUAGGAAGACGUUAAAGCUAAAGGGUAGUCUUCUGUAAAUAACAUUCAUACAUUUUCAUACGGAAGAUAAUUAUGUUACCUGUUUACAGCUUCUUUCGUACGCCACGUGUUAAAUAUUUCUCAUUCGUUGAAGAUUAAUAUAUAAAAUGUAUAUCAGAAUAUAAUUAAUAAACU
Centruroides sculpturatus (bark scorpion) is the source of this 4757-nucleotide messenger RNA. RefSeq names its product thrombospondin type-1 domain-containing protein 7A-like. The record is from RefSeq and is a predicted model, not a curated record. Bases 59 to 4468 code for a protein of 1469 amino acids. The transcript is spliced from 26 exons. Lineage: Eukaryota; Metazoa; Arthropoda; Arachnida; Scorpiones; Buthidae.